GCUGAAGAAGACCAUGUCUCGAUAUCGCCAUCUGGAGCACCUGUCCAUCUGCACCAGCAGACCGUGUCAAUGGGCGGCCAUGUGGCUUCGCCAUCAGGCAGCAAAGUGUCCAGUAUCCGAUCUUCUCCCCCUCCACAACAGGUCCCGAGAAUGCAUCACACAUAUGACCACUCGUGACUCUGGACAUCCAUUAAGAAUCGGUCUUACCAGAAAUACCAUAGGGCGAUAAACAGGAGUAUUAAAAUUUUUAUUAUCUACUGUAUCGAACAUUUUAAAUUUUCAUGAAAUAAUGUUCAUUGUCAUAUGCUUAUGCUUGAUGAUAUCUCUGCC
Molecule: messenger RNA, 330 nt
Organism: Acanthoscelides obtectus
Lineage: Eukaryota; Metazoa; Arthropoda; Insecta; Coleoptera; Chrysomelidae
Source: the annotation of a GenBank genome assembly